GAACAUCAUUCCUCAGGACUGGAUCAAGCUGUGGCCUCAAGUGUUGAAAUCCAUGUGUGAGGAGUAAACCACACCAUUGGGACAUUCUAGUCAUGGGCGCCGAGCCACCACGACCUAUCGCUGCGCCAGCACCUAAGCCUUGCUGGAGAAGUGAUAACCAGUUUGAGGGCCCCUGGAUCUCUAUCUAGCAUUUCAUGAUCUGCGUAGCAUUUGAUGAUGGUACACAUAAGAUUUUCUCGGGUAUCCGUGUGGUUAUAUACUGUGCGGGCGGAGAAGGACUUCUCUCACUGAAGUUGCAAGAGUGUCCUAUCCCAUUAUUCGCCAAAGGUAGCCCUAGCACCUUGGUGCAAAAAGGACCUGACGAUUUAGAAGCACACCAACGACCUAGCUCGGCCUCACCCCUUCCCCUGUAUACUCUCCUGUUUGAAAUUGUUGACAAGAGCGAUGCUGACUUUGAGGAAGUAAGGCUGUCUUUACUCCC
Molecule: messenger RNA, 481 nt
Organism: Serpula lacrymans var. lacrymans S7.9
Lineage: Eukaryota; Fungi; Basidiomycota; Agaricomycetes; Boletales; Serpulaceae
Exons: 3
Source: RefSeq, a predicted model, not a curated record